AAGCAACCGUUUUUGUGAGGAAUGGAUGCAGGCUUUCUUGCAUGGUGCUGAAGGGGGGAACCCUUUUCUUUUUAGACAAGUUCUGGAGAACUUUAAACUAAAGGCCAUACAAGACACUAACAAUUUGAAGAGAUUUAUCCGGCAGGCAGAAAUGAAUCAUUACGCCUUGUUUAAAUGUUACAUGUUCCUUAAGAACUGUGGUAGUGGAGACAUCCUUUUGAAGAUUGUUAAAGUGGAACAUGAAGAAAUGCCUGAGGCCAAAAGUGUGGUAGCUGUUCUGGAAGAGUUCAUGAAAGAGACACUGGUCUAAAGCGUUGAUCAUGUGUUGGGACCACUGUUUCAUGAGGUUGUAUGUUUAAGCUUCUUGUUUGAAAUUGCUGUUGCUAUUGUUGAUAGGAUUACACAUAAGGUUCUUUUUUCUUUUCAUAAUUUUUUUCUUUAACUUAAUUAAACAUACAAGUUUA
Molecule: messenger RNA, 464 nt
Organism: Nannospalax galili (Upper Galilee mountains blind mole rat)
Lineage: Eukaryota; Metazoa; Chordata; Mammalia; Rodentia; Spalacidae
Product: protein Njmu-R1-like
Exons: 2
Coding region: 26-310 (94 amino acids)
Cellular component (GO): trans-Golgi network
Source: RefSeq, a predicted model, not a curated record